Messenger RNA from Hirsutella rhossiliensis, 1290 nucleotides. RefSeq names its product phosphorylase superfamily domain-containing protein. Bases 1 to 1290 code for a protein of 429 amino acids. Gene Ontology annotation, biological process: nucleoside metabolic process. Gene Ontology annotation, molecular function: catalytic activity. The transcript has 4 exons. Lineage: Eukaryota; Fungi; Ascomycota; Sordariomycetes; Hypocreales; Ophiocordycipitaceae. The record is from RefSeq and is a predicted model, not a curated record.
AUGGACUACGUAUCGCGAGAGUCUUUUGACCAACUCAUCAUCCAAGGUGCUUUCCGGCCGCUUGAUCUCGACACGCUAUUCGACAAGGCGCCGCCCACAAAAUUCGGCAUCAAGGACAAGCGAGCACUUGCUCUUAAACUAGGCUUUUGCCUUAUGGACUUUUUCGACGCCGACCUUGCCUCCAAAAGUAUCUACUUCACAUACUUCUCGGAACUAGGUCUCGACAAGGAGUCCCCGUACCUGGCUUUUAAUAGCUUAAAGCAUUCGGCGACAGCCGACCUAUACCGCUUCAAACUCGGCCACCCUACAUUUUUGUCCUUUGCCAAGUUGUUGCUAGAAUUGGAGUUUGGCCAAAGCAUCGACCUACACGACUUCGAGGUAGCCAUCAUAUGUGCCUUGCCUCUCGAGUACGACGCUGUUUCCUACCUCUUCGACGAGUUCUGGGACGAACAGGGCGAUCAGUACGGAAAGGUCAAAAAAGACCCAAACAUCUACACAACUGGCCGCAUGGGCAACUGUAGCGUCGUCCUGGCUCUGUUGCCUCAGAUGGGCAAGACAGGCGCCGCCAGUGUCGCCACCAGUAUGCGCUCGAGCUAUAGCAACGUGAAGCUUGCUCUUCUUGUCGGAAUCUGUGGUGCUGCGCCGCGCAGCCAAGAUCGCGAGAUCCUGCUCGGCGAUGUCGUCAUCAAUAAGACCAUCGUCCAGUAUGAUUUUGGCCGGAAGUAUCCAGACAAGUUUAUCGGCAAAGACACUAUUGGGAAUAACCUCGGGCGGCCCAAUAAGGUUAUCCGCAGUCUCCUCGCUAUGCUCGAGACUGAACCUGCCCAGAAGCGGCGUCAUAGCAAGUAUGACUAUCCCGGCACGGUCAAAGACAAACUAUUCAAGUCGACUUAUCGGCAUAAACAUAAUACGUCACGGAGUUGUGUGUGCUGUUGCGACGACGGAUACCUUAUGGCAAGAGACCGGCUCCGAGCUAGGGAGGAAGUGGAACACGACGGUGGCGUUGCCCUUCAGACGGUGGCGGUACACAUCGGUGCUGUCGGGUCGGGAGAUACAGUAAUAAAGUCGGCUACAGACCGCGACAGGAUCUCAAAGGAAGCGGGCGUGAUUGCGUUUGAGAUGGAGGGCGCUGGGGUAUGGGACGAAUUACCUUCCGUUGUCAUCAAGGGAGUGUGCGACUAUGCCGACAGUCAUAAGCAUAAGGGCUGGCAGGACUUUGCAGCAGCGAUGGCGGCUUCGGCGUCAAAGGCGAUCCUGGAGCGCUAUAUGCGAACUGACCAGGCAGCGUAA